Caenorhabditis auriculariae is the source of this 462-nucleotide messenger RNA. The record is from the annotation of a GenBank genome assembly. Lineage: Eukaryota; Metazoa; Nematoda; Chromadorea; Rhabditida; Rhabditidae.
AUGGAUCUUCGAUCCAAAUCGUCUGUUGCUGAUACUCCUGUCCUUCGAUCCAAAUCGUCUGUUGCUGAUACUCCUGUCCUUCGAUCCAAAUCGUCUGUUGCUGAUACUCCUGUCCAAGCACGAAAGGGCAUUCUAAAAGCCCGAUCAUCAUCUCCGGUCAAUGUGUCCGAGCCUUCUGUCAAGACCAAGCCGUUGCCCGAGCCACCUGUUGCCAAGACCAAGCCGUUGCCCGAGCCGUCAGCUGUCAAGACCAAGCCGUUGCCCAAGUCAGUGUCCGAGCCAUCUCAGCCUGAUCUAAAGAAGACCACGGAGGAGCUCAUUCUGGAGAUGCGUUGCGACUACGAAAGCAGGAUCGACGUCAUGCAGACAGAAAUCAGUACGUUGAAAACUCUUGUACACCAAGUUGUCGGCGCCCUAGCAGAAAAAGAAAAAAGAAAGAAGUUCACGUUGUUAAUCUUCUAA